Messenger RNA from Alligator mississippiensis (American alligator), 4010 nucleotides. RefSeq names its product complement C6 (gene C6). Gene Ontology annotation, cellular component: membrane attack complex. NCBI's taxonomy places the organism in Eukaryota, Metazoa, Chordata, Crocodylia, Alligatoridae. The transcript is spliced from 18 exons. Gene Ontology annotation, biological process: immune response. The record is from RefSeq and is a predicted model, not a curated record. Bases 122 to 2923 code for a protein of 933 amino acids. Gene Ontology annotation, molecular function: protein binding.
CGGAAAUCACAGUGACUGCACGAGUGACUUCGCAACUAGAUAUCUUAUAAUCAUCUGGCAAGCAAGCUAUUUAGUUUUGACAUCAGUAUAUGUGGUGCAGCACGCUGAACACUGUUAAACUAUGGGAAGGACUAUUUUAAUUUACUCCAUUCUGCUGUGCAUUACAACUGAGAGCAGCCAUGGAUGCAACUGUGACCGUUAUCCAUGGAGCUCAUGGUCCAGCUGUUCAAAAACUUGCAAUUCUGGAACACAGAGCAGGCGUAGGCAACUAAAUAUGGAUGAGUAUUAUAGAAAAAACUUUUGUGACCAACUAUGUACAAAGGAGGAAUCUCGGGCAUGUAACCAGCAGGCAUGUCCUAUCAACUGCCAGAUUGGAGACUUUGGACCUUGGUCAGAAUGUGACCCAUGUGUUAAAAAACAAUUUCGGACAAGGUCUCUGCUACGCCCAUCUCAGUUUGGGGGCCAGCCCUGUACCAAGCAGUUGGUGGAUUCCCGGAGAUGCUUCCCAACUAAACUUUGCAACAUUGAGGAAGUUGACUGCAGAAACAAGUUCCAGUGUGAAAAUGGUCGCUGCAUUGUCAAAAGUCUAGAAUGCAAUGGAGAAAAUGAUUGCGGUGACAACUCAGAUGAAAGGAACUGUAGGCGGAUAAAGACUGUGUGCAACAGGAGAUCCGAGAGCAUCCCCAGCGCGCAGUUAAUGGGCAAUGGAUAUAACCUUUUGGCAGGAGAAAGCUGUGGAGAAGUCCUUGGUAACUCAUUCUAUGGGGGCAAAUGUACUACAGUAAAAAGCAAUGACACCAGGAAAUUAUUCCGCGUUCCUGCAAAUAUUGAGACUGUCAGCUUUCAGGUGGAAAAUGAAGAAGAUGAUGUAAAAUCAGAUUUCUACAAUGAUUUAAUUCCUCUGAACUCUGAGUCUGCUUCAAGUAGUUCAUCCUCUUCAUCUGGUAGAAGCUCUUCUGGGAUCCCAUUUCUUUUCUCAAAAAAGAAAAAAGUAAAAGUCACAUCAUCUUCCUCCUUCAGAGAAGCUAUUGAAGCAUCCUAUAAAAAGAAUUCUAACUUUAUUAGGGUCCAUAAAGUGAUUGCAGUUUCAAACUUCACAAUGAAGGAGUCAGAUCUACAGCUCUCUGAUGUCUUUCUAAAGGCACUUAACAGUCUGCCUCUAGAGUAUAACUAUGCUUUAUAUAGCAGAAUCUUUGAUGACUUUGGAACUCAUUACUAUGCUUCUGGAUCGAUGGGUGGCACAUAUGACCUUCUUUAUCAAUACAGCUCUGAGGAAUUGAAGAACUCAGGUUUGACAACACAACAAUCAAAUGAAUGUGUUCGGACAGAAACAACUAGGCGCGUGUUUUUCAGAAAGAAAAAGAAAGUACAUACUACCUGCACCACAAAUCGACUGACUGAACGCCAUGAAGGUUCCAUGUUGCAAUCAGCUGAACGGUCUAUUUCACUAGUGAAAGGUGGCAGGACAGAAUAUGCUGCAGCUCUAGCUUGGGAGAAAAAGGGGUCUUUUCCAGAACAUGUUGUAUUCACAAACUGGCUAGAAUCAACAAAGGACAAUCCUGUUGUGGUUGAUUUUGAGUUGUCUCCCAUCCUGGACUUGGUAAAAAACUUUCCAUGUGCUGUUACUAAACGCAGCAACCUCUGGAGAGCCCUAAUUGAAUACAUGGACAGAUUUGACCCUUGUAAAUGUGCUCCCUGUCCCAAUAAUGGCAAACCUGUGUUAUCUGGAACAGAGUGUCUUUGUGUGUGUCAAGCUGGAACCUAUGGGAAUAACUGUGAGAAACGAGCACCAGAUUACACAUCAGUUGCAGUAGAUGGCCACUGGAGUUGCUGGUCAGCAUGGAGCCCAUGUGAUGGGUCUUUCAAGAGAAGAAGGACCCGUAUGUGUAACAACCCAUCACCAAUGAAUGGAGGAAAGCCUUGUGAGGGUGAACAUGAGCAAGAGGAGGACUGUUAUGUUUCAUUGUUUGUGGACAAAGGGGCUCCUUGUAUAAAUGAUGAUGAAGCAAGGAAGGAAGUGGAUGUUUUCAUUGGUGAACCUGAAUCUGGAUGUUCUAAGCCAAUCCCACCAGAAAAUGGAUUUAUCAGGAAUGAAAAAAAUUAUUAUGCUGUGGGAGAAGAAGCUGAGAUUGCCUGCAUGACUGGAUAUGAUCUCAUUGGGUAUCAGUUCCUUAGGUGUCUACCAGAUCAAACCUGGAUCCAGCAGCCCAUUGAGUGCCAACCAUUACUCUGCUCUAAGCCAUCAAUGUCCAAUGUUGUUGCAAUCUCCCCAUUUAAACACGAAUACAACAUUGGUGAAACCAUCCAGCUAAGAUGCCCAGCUGGCUUUGUUGUCACUGGACAAGCAUAUUACACUUGUGGGAAAGACCUGUCUUGGAUCCCUCCUAUUUUGAGAACACUUACCUGUGAAAAAGAUGAGCAAACUAAAGCUAGAGGUAAUUGUAGCCCAGGACAAAAACAAGUUGGAUCUCAAUGUGUUUGCAUGUCACCCUCAGAGGAUUGUGGCCACUACUCAGAAGAUGUCUGUGUACUAGAUGCAGUUUCAGAACGUUCCUUGAUGAAGCCCAGCUGUCAGUAUUUAGCUGAAAAAUGCCUCAAAGAGCAACCACUCCAUUUCUUGCAUUCUGGCCCAUGCCGUACUGACACUAACUUAAAAUGGCCUAUUGAGAGGACAAAACUUUCUGCAAGUAGCUCAAAGAAAGUGGCCUGUGGAUAUGACACGUGCUAUGACUGGGAAACAUGUUCAGGGUCACAGUGCUUCUGCCUGAUGCCAAACCAGUGUCCAGAGGCUCAGGACCAGCUUUAUUGUGUCCAAAUGGAAUCUACGGGUAGAAAGAGGACCUUCGGUCUGUGUGCGCUGGGAGCAAUGAAGUGUGCUGAAAUGAGAAUAGAAGUAUUGCAUCCAGGAAAGUGUUUGGGCUAACAGAAAGAUACCCAACCUCCUGGGCCAAGGACUAGGCAGCCAUUCCAGAUGAAAGGCUGACUAAUUCAAGAAGGCCAAAUAAAUAAAAACCUAAUAAGGGCACGGGUGGGAGGGAACGCAUCUGGAGCAUUUUGAAUAAGUGUUGCAGAGGUUCUCAGGGAAAUGAGCCCUCCAUCUCCCACACGCUGCUACUCUCAAUAUUACCUUUGUCCCUGUCUCCGUCUUCCAGCCAUGCAAGCAUGCUGGGGCUGCUGAAAAUAUUGGAAUCCCCCCAGAGUCUGAAAUAGUUCCCACAGUUGGCUCUUGAGAGGGGAAUGGUGGAAGAGGGGUGGCAACUAUCUUGUUCUCUGGUUAAAAAAUACUUUGAGUUUUGAAGCUCAUUCCUGUCCUUAACAGCUAUGUAUAAGCCAGGGAGAAGAAUGGCAGCUAGUGAACAGUUCUGUCUCUUUUUUUUUCUCUAAUGUAGAAGGAUUCUGUGAGAUGAAGAUAUAUAUAUCUUCAUAUCAUAUAUAUAUGUAUGAGUCAGCUCCCAAAAUUACAAUAUUUAAAAAAAUAUCGGGGCUUCUUUUGUUAGCUCUCUGCCUUCUCAAGGCUUUAUAGGAUUCACAUAUCCAAGGCUGUUGGAUAUUUCUUGCUGUUUUUACAGCCAUUCAAGUAGAUACUGUAUUCAAAGCAAGCAAGCAAUAAUUCCAAUAAUCCCUUGGCCCCAUGAACUGAGUCUUAUAAAUAUAACAGCAAACAACACAAGGCUUGUGAUAAAACUGCAAGAAUUGUCAAAUCCAAUAAAUCCUUACUCUCAUAAUUGGCAAUUGGGUUGGGCAAAGCCCCAAACUUCCUCCAGCAGCAAGGACAUGCUCUAGUAGUUACUGAGACUUCACCAGUUUCACAUGUGUAUCCCAGAAGAUAUUAACCCAGUAGAGCAGGGCAGCAGCAGAAUCUCUGAGAGUCAGUAACCACUGAAGCACUGAGCCAGCAUUGACUGAAACAAAAUCGGGGUAAGGAGGUCAUUAUGCUAAAUGGUGCAAAAGUAUGCUUUAUGUUUCAAAUGUAUUAUGAAGACAAUUAAAAUAAAAAAUUAAGUAUCUUA